Molecule: messenger RNA, 1041 nt
Organism: Rotaria socialis
Lineage: Eukaryota; Metazoa; Rotifera; Eurotatoria; Philodinida; Philodinidae
Source: the annotation of a GenBank genome assembly
AUGUUUUCUAGUCGCCGUAAACCUGCACCUAAGACUAGUAAUAGUUUUUCAUCAUCAACAUCAUCAUCGGCUAAUUCAUAUAUACCUAAGAGUAGAAGAGCAUCACCUGUUGUUUUACGUCAAUUAACUGUACACAAUCUUGAUGAAACGAAUUCAAGAAAUCGAAAUUAUUCACCAUCAUCAAGACAAAAAGAUCAAUUUCGAAUUCCAAGACCAAAUAUUACUCUGCCAAAUCCAUCACUACAUGAAUCUAUAGAUAAUUCGAUAUGGACACCUAGUGGACGACGUGCGUAUAUCCAAGAGCCUUCGCCGUCAACAAACUCAACUGCAAGAACAAGUCGUUCUGAACGACCACUCUAUCAAAUAGCAUUACCACCAAAUGUACCACCCCAACCGAUUCAAUAUCAAAUUGUACCUAUUCAUUCUCAAAGACCUUUGCCAACUCAUAGUCGCCGUCGUAUAAAACGAAAAAAGAAAUAUUUACAAGAAAAAAGUCCCGGUUUAUAUGCAACUCUAUGUUCCGGUGGUUGCAGUACUUUUGUCGCACUUCUAUAUUUAAGUUUGUGUCUUGCUUUGCCAUUAACAAAAUUUGCAUUGGGUAUACGUUAUAUGCACGAUUGUCCUGCUGAUGAUAAGAUUCCAUUGUAUAUGAUUGUUUCUGGUGCUUGUGGUUUUGGUAUUAUAUUUUUUGUUUUUCUCUCAUCAGCUUGUACAUAUUAUCGAUCAUAUAUGAUUGGAAGAAAAUCAACUCAUACAUUCAUAAUCUGUUUCACGGCAUUUGCACGUGGUAUGCAAGGUGUCAUAGUCAUCUUUCUUUUUAUUUGGUUUUUACUUGGAAACGUUUGGGUAUUUAGUGCUCGAUAUCGUGUUCAAACAAAUAAUCCAAAUAAUAAUAACUACUGUCAUCCAGUUCUAUACUGGUUUGCUUUCUAUGCUCUAAUUUUUACUUAUGUCUAUGCGAUAUUUUUGUGUUUUAUGAAAUUUGUUACAAAUUUUUUUUGUUGUCGCUCAUUCGAUAUUUGGAAGAGAGCUUUUACAUAA